Aspergillus puulaauensis is the source of this 459-nucleotide messenger RNA. Its product is annotated as cupin domain-containing protein. The coding region runs from base 1 to 459 and encodes 152 amino acids. The record is from RefSeq and is a predicted model, not a curated record. Lineage: Eukaryota; Fungi; Ascomycota; Eurotiomycetes; Eurotiales; Aspergillaceae. The transcript has a single exon. Gene Ontology annotation, cellular component: intracellular anatomical structure.
AUGGCAAUUACACAUACAGCUCAGGACGUCAUCACAGCGCUGAACCUCGCCCCUCAUCCAGAGAAGGGCUACUACGUCGAGACAUUCCGAGACGCAAAUACAUCACCAGAAGGUCGCGCAAACAGCACUUACAUCUACUACCUCCUCGAGGGCGAGUCCGGCCUAUCGUACUGGCACCGUGUGCUCGACGCCGUCGAGGUCUGGCAUUAUUACGCUGGUGCGCCGCUACGGCUCUCGCUAUCAUGGGACGAUGGCAACCCUGUUCGCGAUCUCGCUCUCGGCCCGGAUAUUUGGCGGGGUGAGAGGCCGCAGAUUGUUGUUGAGCGCGGAGAAUGGCAGCAUGCGCUGUCUUUGGGGGACUGGACUCUCGUGGGUUACUCUGUUGCGCCUGGGUUUGAGUUUGGGAGCUUUGAGAUGGCGGAUCCAGGCUGGGAGCCAAAGGGUGCAGCGAAGAAAUGA